AUGGAAGAUGCAGUUGCAGUUCACAGCGAUGUUGCGGGACACACGUGCGUUGCUGUCUUCGACGGCCACGGUGGGGACAAGGCUGCCAAGCUCGCAAAGGAAGUGCUCCCACAGAAGCUGGAUCACCAUCUUCGGCUUGCGACCGACAAGGAGAAUGCCAUCAUCGAGGCUUUCGAGGCAGCAGAGGGGUGCAUGUAUCAAGAACUGGCUGACGAGGCCAGUUUGUCACCGUCGGGCACAUCCUCCGGGACGGUGGCAUGUGUUGCGCUUCUCCAAGAGAAGGAGCUUUUGUUUGUGAACCUAGGCGACUGCCGAGCGGUGAUCUGCGACGGUGCCAAGGUCACAGUCGUGGCCGUGAAAGAGAGUACCGAGUUCGUGGUGCUCGCCACGGAUGGCAUUUGGGAUGCCCUUCAAGAACAGACCGUCCUGACUACAGCUCGGAAGGUGCUGCGGGAAAGUCGAUCUUCAGAAGCUGCCGCGCAGGCAGUGUUGGAAUCUGCAGCCAAGGUUUCCAAAGCAGACAAU
This is a messenger RNA of Symbiodinium sp. CCMP2456, 525 nucleotides long. The record is from the annotation of a GenBank genome assembly. Lineage: Eukaryota; Dinophyceae; Suessiales; Symbiodiniaceae.